AGGAGGGAGCGCCGGGGCUCCACUUUCCCUGGGAGUGGAGAAGAGGAGGAGCGCGAACUGCGCAGGCGUCUCUCGCACCUUGUUGAUUAGUCAGUCCCCUGUGCUGGGAUGGCGUUUACUGGGUCAACUGGAGCUAUCCGCGAAAGAGUCAGCGGGAGCGACAGCAGCCGCCUUUGCAACCCACGCCGCGGCUGGCGGAGCAGCAGCGGUCGGUGGCAAGUCACCUUGCCGUUGCGCCAAGUCCAGGAUGGCCCGGGAAGGCGACGGCGGCAACACUAGAGGCUGAAGGAAGAGUGCAGCUUCCCCAUCCCCCCGCCAAAGACUUCGCAGCCCCUCGACUCUUCCGAACCGAAAGAAGGGCGGGAAGAUGGAUGCGGCCCCUUUGCCGGGCUUCGGUCUGAAGGAUGUGAAAUGGAGCUCCGUGUCCAUCCCUUUGGACCUUCUGGUUAGCACUUACCGCUUGCCCCAGGUCGUCAAACUGGACGGCGGAGAACCUAUAGAUGGUCUUCGAGAGAGUGAUUACCUAUUGAUUCAUUCAUGCCGACAGUGGACGACUAUUACAGCUCAUAGUCUAGAGGAGGGCCAUUACGUCAUAGGGCCGAAGAUAGAAAUUCCAGUGCAUUAUGCCGGGCAGUUUAAGCUGCUGGAACAAGACCGUGAUAUUAAGGAGCCAGUGCAGUAUUUUAACAGUGUGGAGGAGGUGGCUAAAGCAUUUCCUGAACGAGUUUACGUCAUGGAGGAAAUAACAUUCAACGUUAAGGUGGCUUCAGGUGAAUGCAAUGAAGACACAGAAGUUUAUAAUAUUACCCUUUGCACAGGAGAUGAGCUCACAUUAAUGGGACAAGCAGAAAUCCUAUAUGCAAAAUCUUCAAAGGAAAAAUCACGGCUCAAUACCAUCUUCAAGAAAAUUGGAAAACUCAAUUCCAUUAGCAAAUUGGGCAAAGGCAAAAUGCCUUGCUUGAUUUGCAUGAACCAUCGGACCAAUGAGAGUAUUAGCCUGCCUUUCCAGUGUAAAGGGAGAUUUAGCACACGUAGUCCCUUAGAGCUGCAAAUGCAAGAAGGGGAGCAUACUAUUCGAAACAUUGUGGAAAAGACACGGCUCCCAGUAAAUGUGAAUGUGCCAAGCCCUCCCCCACGGAAUCCUUAUGACUUGCAUUUUGUCCGUGAAGGACACCGUUACAAGUUUGUUAAUAUUCAAACCAAGACAGUUGUGGUUUGCUGCGCACUACAUAGUAAUAAAAUUAUUCCAAUGCACUUUCCUUUGCAUUUAGCUCUUCCAAAGUUUACCCUUCCAGAAAGUCUUCUGAAAGGAGAAGCAUGGCAUGAAGCCUUUGUGAAGCACUGGUUCAGCCUCUGCCAAGAGCAGUUCGAUAUUGAUGAAUAUUCUCGUGCUGUGAGAGAUGUAAAAGCUGACUGGAAUGAAGACUGCAAAAGCCCACAAAAAAGUCGACCCACCAGCCACAACCACGUGCCAAACUCUCUCAGUUAUGCUCGGGAUGAGUUGACCCAGUCUUUCCACCGUCUCUCUGUAUGUGUCUAUGGAAACAACCUCCAUGGAAAUAGUGAGGUGAAUCUUCACGAUUGCAGAGACUUGUGUAAUGAGUGGGCUUUAUCUUCUCAUGAUGCUUUGCAAGAUUCUAGGGAUGGGACCUGUAACUACCUUUUUCCUGAAAUUAGUGAAGAAACAGUUUGUUUACCUCCUAAACUGGAACUUCCAUAUGAAGAACUAUGGUUGGACAAAGGGGGUGGGAAAGUGAAUGAUCAGCCUCUUACUCGCUCACAGAGCGAAAAGAACAAAUGUGACAACUAUAGGAGUUCUUUCCGGUCCAAGGGUGGUACAGCUUCUCUGCCAGCACCUGGAUCUUUAGUAGCAACAGCAAAAUCCUCAGAUGCUUCCCUACCUCCACCACCUGUGCCUCCUAAAUCAGAAGCGGUCAGAGAGGAAUGUAGACUCCUGAAUGCUCCUCCUGUCCCACCACGCAAUUCAAAGCCAACAUCUACUAGCCCUUCUAUUCCGCCACGGAUGAGCAAACCUGCGCGGCAGCAAACUCGUUCUCCUAGUCCAACACUUUCAUACUAUUCAUCAGGACUGCACAAUAUCAGUGCCACAGAAGAUGAUGCUGAAAACUCUUCUGAGAUUAUUCCCGUUACUUGUUAUCCAUGUGGUAUUGUGAAAAGUGACCUGCAAGAGCUUGGCAACAAAUUGCCUUUGGGAAGCCCUUCUGCUGACGCUUUGUUCUCUAGACUCUCAUGGCCAAAUCAUUUUUCUGGAGCUGCUGAAGGCCUUUCUAGGAGUGAGUUUCUGUUGGAUCCAAGCAGAAGUUACAGCUAUCCAAGGCAGAAGACUCCCAACACACCAAAGAGAAGCUGUCCAGCACCUUUUACAUUCGAUUUUGACAGAAAUGAAGUCUCUGCAGGAGAUGUACCACCAGCUACAAUUGAGGCAGAAUGCACCAUGCCCAGUUGCCCAAAGUCAGCAAGUUACUCACUUGAACAUACCGAUGAAAAAAGUUUAGCAGUAAGUGGCACAUUGCAGUCACUUUCUUGUCCUGCCUUACCCCCUCGUGCACCAAAGAUGGUGGAGGAGAAGCCAGGGGUUGACUUGUGUCCCGAGUCUCUCAGAAUAGAUGGUGCUGAGGAAGAUCCUCACAGAAGCUCUCCAGACCUUUCUGAAGACCAGUAUCUGGGUAAAAAAAGCAUGCAAGACCUCUUCUCGGUUUCUUAUUCUUUCUCAUCACCCCUUCAUCUUCAGCUAGCACCGAGAUCUUGUGGCGACGGUUCACCAUGGCAGCCACCUAUAGAUCUGUCUGGGCUUUCCAUUGAGGAAGUAUCAAAGUCCCUACGAUUUAUAGGCUUGUCGGAGGAUGUCAUAACACUUUUUGUUACUGAAAAAAUUGAUGGCAACUUGCUUGUCCAGCUCAAUGAAGAGAUCCUUUCUGAGGACUUUAAACUCAGCAAACUACAAGUUAAAAAAAUAUUGCAAUUUAUUAAUGGCUGGAGACCUAAAAUGUAGUGCUGACCAGUUCAACAAAAUGUAGAAGUAUGCUAGAAGCCCUGAAACUAACAAUCUACCAUUUUUAAUUUUUUAUUGCACUAAGUCCUUCCUUCCUUCCUUCCUUCCUUCCUUCCUUCUUUCCUUCCUUCCUUCCUUCCUUCCUUCCUUCCUUCCUUCCUUCCUUCCUUCUGUAAAUAGUAGGAGAAAAACAGUUAUUACUAUGCAGAUUAUUUUGGGCGUUAAGCAAACACUUUUGUACAUAAUAGAAGAAUAAAGGUGUGCCUUUUGCAUCCCUGAACAUUCAACAGCUGCUAAAUAGUGGACAUUAAAGGGAAUUAAUUUGUUCUCAUGUAGUGUAGUGAGACAUAUUUAUUACUAUGGGUUAGCAAAACUGGUGCACAAAUCAGUUUAUUAUAUUAUUAUUAUUAUUAUUGUAUUUCCCUGUAAUCUUUUUUUCUUCUUGAGUUCUUAUUUUUAUUCUAAUAAUAAUAGUCAUUGCCUUCUGUUUUUAUUUGUUUAACAGAAAGUGUCAAAUAUGCCACCUUUGCACCUUGUUCUUACUGUAGAUUCAUUUUUUAUAAAAUUCCCAGAUUAUAAUAAAUAAUGGAUCCAUAUUUCAAUGCAAAAAAAAAUAAAAUCAAAUCACCACAGUCUGGGCAGAUAGGUUCUUCUACCUGGCAGGAUUGGUUUUUUUUUUAUAUAGCAUACCAUUAAUAAAAAUAAAGAAGUAAAGGUUUUUGAUGUCUAGUAGGGGCAUGAGAUUAAGACUAUACUAUUUUAAUAAUUUGAAAAGUAAUAACUCGGUGUCAACCAAGAGCAGCAAAUAAUUGCAUUUAAAAGUUUUUGUAACCACUUUGCAAACUAUUGAAAUGUUUACAUGUAUUCUGAGCAAAUAUUGAUGCCCUAGUUUAAUUUGGAAUAAUUGAUAAAGAUCAUUAUCUCCAUUGUUUAUGUAUAAAGUACAUUUAAAAUUAGAGUGGAUGUUAGAGUGAAUUUCAAUUUCAAUUGUAACUUCAGUUAAAGAAGUGAGAAACUGGUAGAGUGAGUCAAUGAUUUCUUUUUGCUGAUUCAUUUUCUUCUUUUUUCCUUAAUAUUCUUAAAAAUGCAUACAGUUAAGGAAGAAAAAAACCUGACCUGUUAAUCUAAUUUAAAAGAAUCCACAUUCCAAAAACUACAUCAAAAUGAAACAACAAUUUUCUUAAAGCAAUUUUUUUUGCUUAGGAGAAUAAUCUAAUCAAAUCAAAAUGAAACAGAAUAAUUUUCUUAAAGCAAUUUUUUUUGCUUAGGAGAAUAAUAAAUGUUUUAUUAAAUGAUGUAUGUAUAUUAUAAAUUUCUUGUAUAUCUGACAUGCAUUUGUUUAAGUGGCAGUGGGGGUUAAUCUGUUUACCCCUUAGUCAAUUUUGACUGUAAGAGACUUUAAAAUGGACAAACCUCAAGCUUUUGGGAUUUAUUUUAGAGAAAUCCUGAGAUCCAGCAUUGCUAGAGGAUUUAUACUAAAUAUAUUACAAUAUUGUGCUUCUGAGCACAUGUUUAGUCCACAUUUUUUUUUCCUCUCCAAGUAUUCUCUCUCAGGAACCUGUUAUGGUAGAGGGCAGAGGAAGUUAUUAAGCAAUUGGAAACCAGAAACCCUUAUCAAUCAAUGGCAAUUUAACCAAAGAUCUACCAGUAUAUCUCAAUCUACUUUCUGCUCACCUCUAUUCAGCAAAAACACUAAUAUCUCUAUAAGAGAAAAAUGGGUCUAAUGUACCACCACUCGUUUCUUUGCACAUUUAAAUACUAAACAGCAAGAAUAAAUGAUUCCAUGUAUGUACUUUAAGCAAAAAGAAUUGUAUCCUUCUCCUGUAUGGCCUUGUUGCAAUAUUUCUGAAUGUGGCAUUUGCAUUUUUCACCUGUUACCCUUGGUAUCAGGAAACUAUAAGGCUUGUUGGAAACCUGAUGGAAGACUGCGUGCCGUAUAUGAGAGGAAGAAGCUAUGUUGGCCAUUAGAAGAAAAUUGUGACCUCUGAUAUAUAUUCUCUCACACACACAAACACACACACCAAACUUGGCAAACUCAAACAGUUCUAAUUUAGCAAACUGUGUAAAGAAAGUGCUUUGAAAGUGAAUGCUUUUAAAAUUAAUAGAUGUUGGAGCCCAUUUGCACAGAACUUUCUGGAAUGAGCAGUCCAGCAAUGCCAUUUGAUAGAUUUUCAGAAAGUUCUGAGUAAUUUGGCCAUAUGCAGACAAUCCUAGAAAUUUUUAUGAUACAAUGUCUAUCAGAAGUCAUGCUUUAGCCCCAAAAGUGCUAUGUACAUGCAAGAAACGAAUGGUUUGAAGCUCUUAUACUAUUGAUUGUAUUACAUAAAAGGAUUAUGCCAAGAUAAGAGCUUCUAGGAUGGGUAGUAGGAAAUGUCUAACCAGGGGUCUUACACUAGUAUAGGGGUGUCAAACUUCAUUUCAUUGAGGGUCGCAUCAGGGUUGUGUUUGACCCUGGGCCAGGUUGGGCUUGGCCAGCUCGUUGUCACUCAUGUCGGGGGUGCCUGUGGCGGCCCAAGUGUUCUGCCAGCGAAAACAGGCUCCUGAGCUCCUUUCUUGGCUGCUAUAGCCUCCUGUAACUCUCUGACAGUGAAAACGGAGCUGUUGAGGGCCGCAUGCAGCCCUCCUGAGCUCCACUUUCACUGGUGAUGCACCGCGAGUUGGUCCUUCACUGUUUCCAGGGCAUCCCCAUGGGCCACAUCUGGCCCGCAGGCCUUGAGUUUAACACCCUUGCACUAGUACCAUUAACUCAGAUUGGGCUCUCGUGGUAGUAGGACCUGUAAAGGCCUGUGAUGAGAAGAAACAUGGUGAAAAUGAAGGAAAUCCAGAACAAUGAGUACUGCAAAUUUCUAGAUCAAGGUUAGAGGCAGGAGGGAAUGAAGACAUAUAGACUGCUGCAGUAGGGAGAGACCACCAGGAACUAACUUAAUAACUGCAGUAUCCAGGCACAGGAACCGUUAAAUGCUAAAUGUCACCUAAGUGAAGGUGACAUGCUCUCACAGUUGCUGCUAUAAAUGGCAGAAGAGAAAGCAUAUUAUCUAGCAUAAUCUAACCAGUGGUGGUAUUCAGCCAGUUCGGACUGAUUCAGGCGAACUGGUAGUGGUGACCAUGACUAUGCCGACCGGUAAUAUUAUGUGAAACCCACCUCUGAUCCUAACAUUCCUGACCACCAGUAUUGGAACUAGCUCAAGAGUAGGAAAAAUUUAAGGGAGAAACUAUAUAACCCAGUUUGAAAUAGCAGGCUCUUCAUUUUUAUCAAUUCCUACCCUGGUGCAUUGCUCUUCCUUGCUCCUUUAUCUUCCCCUCCAGAGGCUGAAAUUGAGGUUUUAAUUUUAACUGUCCACUUCCCUGAUAUAUUUAAUAAUACUAGUCAUUGGAAGAUUAAAUAUAGUAUUCAUAUGUAUGGGGACUCUAUGGUGCUAAUUUUUGAAACCCUGUCCAUUUAUAGAAAGACUCUAGUAACUUCUAACUGGGUAGUAUGUCCAGAAGUUUGAUGUCUGGAACAAUGUGAGACCAUGCACUUGAACAGGUUACCAUAACUCUCUUAUGCUGCUAUGCAAAUACUUUGGAGAAAGAAAAAUAUUCUUGUUGAUUUCCUCAUAGAGUGAAUCAUUCUGGAUAUAUUUAGACACCAUCCAAUAUCUGCUUUCCUGUGCUUAUUGGAAAAAUGACUGUGAUGAAAGCGAUUAGCUGAAAGCACAACAUGAAGAGUUUGCUUUAGACAGAGCUUUGAAUAUACUUCUUGCUAUUGAAUCCUAGUGCAGAGAAUUCAGCAGAAGGAACACUUUAUAACAGUCCCUUAGACCUGAGUAUGCAGUGUUAUGCCACAGGACUUCAAGUGGAUUUCCUUAUAGGAGAAUGGAACCAGGGGAACUAAUGCCAGCUAUGUGUCUGCGUUGUCACUGAUAAUCAAAUGCCUAUAUUACAAUGCAUUGUGUUGCAGAGUUUAACGAAAUCCCUCAGGGUUGUCCAUCCAAGCAGUGGCCCUUCAAUUUAUUCUAGAAAUGCAUUCUAUCUUCCAAGACAGAUUUUCGGGAUGCAUCAAAGAGAAAACUAAAAUGCAGAACUCAGGAAUCCACAUGACCAUUGUAUAAUAGCAAAGAGAUAUAGAAAUUUCCAACAUGUUGCUGUCAUAUUUUGGUGGUCGGAGGCUUCAAGUCAGUGUUGACCCCUGGCAACUAACUGGACAAUUCCCUGCAGUUUUCUUGGGAAGAUUUUCAGAAAUAGUCUGCCAUUGCCUUCUUUUUGUAGGACUGGGAGAACAUGACUAGCCCAAAGUCACCCAGCUGGCUAAGGCAGGACUAGAAUUUGUGGGUUCCCAGUAGCCUGAUGCCUUAACUACUAUGUUAAACUGGUUCUUAUACUGCCACUUAGUCGUUGCCUAACUUCUUGCAGCUCAGAUCUAAAUCGGUUCCUAUGAAAGAUAACUUUGUUUCAUGAGAUGAAAUCCAUUAGUGCGAAGCCGGAUGUACAAUCUUAAUAAUAUUUUCCAGGAAAUAAACUUGAGUUAUAAAAUAUUAUGGACUUUGAGAAAAUAAUCACAGUGAAUGUGGGAGAUAUUAAGUAUGCAUAUACUGUAAUACAGAGAAAAUGUCACUGCAAGCAAUAAAAACAAAAAACCCCUCUCAAUCUAAUAGCUUUCUCCAAUUUGGAGAAUGUAUCAUAUUCCAUACGCUUUGAAAUUGGUCACAAUGACUAGAAAUUUUGAAAUCUGGGGUGUUACAAUAUCUGGAGGAUCCCUGGUAAAAAAGAAUGGCUUAAAGAAUGCCCAAUGUACAGUAUACUUUUUACAUCUGUCACAAUGCAAGUGACUCAGUAGAAUUAGAAAGGGUGAAUCAAUUCAAUAGCUAAAGUUAUCCUGAAAUAAAAUAACAAUAUGUGAUCUUAUAGAUUCCUAUGUUACUGGUCUCACUCCUCAAAACUCCAGUAUUAUAAAAACCUUACUAUCCCUUUCUCCCAAUUCCCCCGUAUAGUAUUUCAGACAAUUUGUUUAAGGCAUAGUGGAGAAUAGUGAUGCAUUCAUUCCUGAAGGGGCAUGGAUUCCUCUCCCAUGGGAUGCAUGAUACCUGUUUGAAGACUGAAUAGGUCUUUGAGUAUGGAAGUUUGAUUAAAAGAUAGCUUAGCAUUACCCAUCCCGGACCAUAAAAAUCUUGGGUCUUAUCUGAAUCAUCCCAAAGGUUUAUUAGAAGUUUGAGCAAAUUCAUAGUUUUACAGUUGCUCUAUUAAGUUCAUAGCCUCUGAGAAUUUAGAGGAUAUGUAAUUAUUAAAAAUGAGGAACAACAGCACCUAAAGUCAAAGAAUAGGCUAAGCAACAUGAAUCUAACUCCACGCUGGAAUAAAGCACUGGCAACAGUAUUCAGAAACGCUGAACGCAUUGUAGCUACUUCCUAAAGUAAGAUGAAUGAAUGAGGUCUAGGAUGCCUCAUGCAUAUAUCCUUACUUGAAGUUAUGUUAUGUUUGGACAAUUGUAAUUUUCAUAUCAAUUUCCAAAACUUAUUUUUUUAAAUGAAAAUUUAGAAAUUAGUAAUCUACAUUGUAAUUUACCUUUGAGUAGAAAGAUGACACUAGAAGCAUCCAUGAAAUCUCUCAUUGAUAAAAUGAAGCUGAAAACAAAGUGGGAUAUAAAAGCCUCGCUAAUAUCUAGGACAGAAGUUUUUGUCUUAGUUAGCAAUGGGUUUAAUUUGUGAAUAAAGAAAUUCAUUGGGCUAGGUAUAAAAUUUUAUUUGCAUAGUAUCAAAAGAGCUUCUAGAUUUCAUAUUACUAUUCAGUUUCAUGUUUGUAAGAAAUGUUUCAGAACAAAAUAAAAAAAAUUGACUCGGUAAGAAUAUUCAUUGUUACAUUUGUGAAAUUUGUGCUGGUCUGUAUAAUUCCAUUCAAAUGUUAGGAUGAGAAACAUUUAUUUAAACCAGGAGCAAAGAAUUAAUGCUAUAACGUAUAUAACAUGUCAGUGUUGUAUUGUAAGUAUAUUUGUUUAUUAAAGAUACUAUUUUCAUGA
Ahaetulla prasina is the source of this 9005-nucleotide messenger RNA. RefSeq names its product GRB2 associated regulator of MAPK1 subtype 1 (gene GAREM1). The record is from RefSeq and is a predicted model, not a curated record. The coding region runs from base 368 to 3013 and encodes 881 amino acids. The transcript is spliced from 6 exons. Gene Ontology annotation, biological process: epidermal growth factor receptor signaling pathway; cellular response to epidermal growth factor stimulus. Lineage: Eukaryota; Metazoa; Chordata; Lepidosauria; Squamata; Colubridae. Gene Ontology annotation, molecular function: proline-rich region binding.